GUUUCGUCCAAAAUGUGGAGGCUGCCGGUGUUCGUUCUAUGGAUAGCUCUGCAAUCGACAAGUUUCAGUCACGUGACAUUCACGAACCUCAAAUGCAGCUCGUUAGAUGAUAAAUUCAUGGAGUUUGCCACGUGCCAGAUCAAGGCUGUCAAUCGAUCGCACAAGUACUUGGAUAUAUACACGAAGAUGCAUCAGUUGCCCAUAAACACGGCCUGGGUGAAAGUGAAGUUCAUGAAGUUCGAUAACGGAUACAAGCCCUUCUUCAUCGACCUCUCCUAUGAUGCCUGCAAGUUCAUGAGGAAUAAAAAGAAGCAUCCGAUUGCGUUCAUGUUCUUUCGAUCGUUUGUGAACAACACGAACCUCAAUCACACCUGUCCCUACGAUCAUGACAUUUUCGUGGACAAACUCUAUACCGGAGAACUGGAGACGGAAUUCAGUCGCCUCAUCCCCAUUCCCAGCGGGGACUACGCCAUCUUCACCGAAUGGAGCUCCGAGAACACCACACGCUGUACCGUUCGCCUCUAUAUGAAGAUAUUCCAAAAAUAGAGAUCUGUUGUACUUC
Molecule: messenger RNA, 562 nt
Organism: Drosophila pseudoobscura
Lineage: Eukaryota; Metazoa; Arthropoda; Insecta; Diptera; Drosophilidae
Exons: 4
Coding region: 13-546 (177 amino acids)
Source: RefSeq, a predicted model, not a curated record